CGGCGCUCGCUACCCUUUGGCGCACGGGGCGGGGGAGCGGGCGCGCACCACCUGAGGGAACGGCGGCCGCGGGCAGCGAACGGCAGCGGGAAGCCGCUGCCGCCCUUCCUUGUCAGGCUUUCGCUGCCGUUUCCCUCUUCCGCCAAGGAGGCUCUGGGGCCGGUUCCCUCCUGGGGCUGCGCGGCCUUCGGGUAGUCCCGAGGCCCAGUUCGGCCCCGCUGUCGCACCCGGAUUUGCAGCCCCGCGCCGGCUGUUGCUCCCGGGGCGGGCCGGAUUCUGCAGCGCGCAACUGCCCGUCCGGGUGCGCUGCCCAAAGGGCGAGAUUUGCGGCGUGAGUACGCUGUGCUAGCAUGGCCGAGGAGCGGAGGAGAGAGGUGGCAUCCGAGCAAUCAAGUCAGGAGGCUUUUAGGAUAGAAUUUGAUACCUUUGGUGAACUGAAGGUCCCAAGUGACAAAUACUAUGGUGCCCAAACUGUAAGAUCUACAAUGAACUUCAAGAUUGGAGGUGUUUCAGAAAGGAUGCCAGUUCAAGUUAUAAGGGCUUUUGGCAUCUUGAAGAGGGCAGCUGCUGAAGUAAAUCAAGAUUACGGUCUUGACCCAAAGAUUGCUAAUGCUAUCGUGAAGGCAGCUAAUGAGGUAGCUGAAGGAAAAUUAAAUGAUCAUUUUCCGUUGGUGGUGUGGCAGACUGGCUCUGGAACUCAAACCAAUAUGAAUGUCAAUGAAGUCAUCAGCAAUAGAGCCAUUGAGAUAAUGGGAGGCACACUGGGAAGCAAAAAACCAGUGCAUCCGAAUGAUCAUGUUAACAAAAGCCAGAGUUCAAAUGACACUUUCCCAACAGCAAUGCAUAUUGCUGCUGCCCAGGAGGUUAAUGAGGUGUUGUUACCUGGACUAAAGAAGCUACAGAAUGCACUGGAAGCGAAAUCCAAAGAGUUUUCCCAGAUCAUAAAAAUAGGACGCACUCACACACAAGAUGCUGUUCCACUUACGCUUGGACAGGAAUUUAGUGGCUAUGUGCAACAAAUUAAAUAUGGUGUGGCUAGGAUUGAGUCAACCAUGCCAAGAGUGUAUCAGCUGGCAGCUGGCGGGACUGCAGUUGGUACAGGACUAAACACAAGGAUUGGUUUUGCUGAGAAAGUUGCUGCUAAAGUAGCUGAACUGACGGGUUUGCCUUUUGUCACUGCUCCAAAUAAGUUUGAAGCUCUUGCGGCUCAUGAUGCUCUGGUUGAACUCAGCGGAGCUAUGAACACAGUGGCAUGUAGUCUGAUGAAAAUAGCUAAUGAUAUUCGUUUCCUGGGUUCUGGACCACGUUCUGGACUAGGAGAACUCAUCCUGCCUGAAAAUGAACCAGGAAGCAGCAUCAUGCCAGGAAAAGUGAACCCUACCCAGUGUGAAGCUGUAACCAUGGUGGCAGCUCAAGUUAUGGGAAACCAUGUUGCUGUUACUGUAGGAGGUAGCAACGGACACUUUGAACUGAAUGUUUUUAAGCCCAUGAUGAUUAAGAACGUUUUAAACUCUGCAAGACUUCUCGGAGAUGUUUGUGUGUCUUUUACGGACAACUGUGUAGUUGGAAUCCAAGCUAAUACAGACAGGAUCAACAAACUGAUGAAUGAAUCUCUGAUGCUGGUAACAGCACUGAACCCACAUAUAGGAUAUGAUAAAGCAGCUAAGAUUGCCAAAACUGCACACAAAGAAGGGACGACGUUAAAAGAAGCUGCUAUAAAGCUGGGAUUCCUCACAUCAGACCAGUUUGAUCAGUGGGUGAAGCCUAAAGAUAUGUUAGGUCCUCAGUAACAUCUGUACAAAAAAAGACUGCAAACCCCACGUGUUCUUAACACAAAAAUAAAUGAAAUAAACCAA
Messenger RNA from Pezoporus flaviventris, 1856 nucleotides. RefSeq names its product fumarate hydratase (gene FH). The transcript is spliced from 10 exons. The record is from RefSeq and is a predicted model, not a curated record. Gene Ontology annotation, cellular component: mitochondrion; tricarboxylic acid cycle heteromeric enzyme complex. Gene Ontology annotation, biological process: tricarboxylic acid cycle; fumarate metabolic process; malate metabolic process. Bases 351 to 1790 code for a protein of 479 amino acids. Lineage: Eukaryota; Metazoa; Chordata; Aves; Psittaciformes; Psittacidae. Gene Ontology annotation, molecular function: fumarate hydratase activity.